GUUAUUUACAGACAGACAGACAGAGAGAGAACGACAGGGACAAACAGACAAAGAGAUUAUUUGGACAAAUGUUUUCCGACCAGUGAGCGUGGGCAACACGUCUACCUGUGCACUUCAGGACACACAGUGGUUAAAACACCUGUCGUCCACCUGUAUCUGAUCUCCUUCCUGUGCUGCCUGUAGACACCAUUUCCCCGUACAACAUGACCAAACUUACCUGGUUUCUUCUUCGUACUGGCCAUGGUUGUUCAGAGCUGCUGAUCUCUCACUGCACCAGUUAGGAUGAACCUUGUGCUACCGGACCUCCCGGUGCCGCGCUCUAAGCCCUAACAACGGGUCAUGUGACACCUCUUUCAACACUAAUCACUCUGCUGAUAACCACGAAUCAGCGAGACACAGUGGAGGUGGGGGCCGUAUUGUGUUGGUAACCCGGUAGUUCAUGGAGAUAAUUUACCCAGUCCUUUAAAAUAAUCAAAAAUCUGAAGAAGAUUGGUCUAACAGAUAAAAAUAUCACAAAGCUCAUUGCCACAGGCCAUCAACGACACGUGGGGUUCAAAGAAAUGACGACAUCGUACAACAAAUCCUUAAUAAUGAAACAUUAGUUCAAGACUUGAAACCAAAUCACUUUAAAAAUGUAUAUAAUUUCACCAAUACAGAUGUUUAAAGUCAUGUUAUUACUUGGAAUAACAAAGCAUAUUUUCCUCUAUUCUCUGCACUGCGUCUUCAUGCAGGUAACAAGACUAUUACAAUAAUAAUAACUUUAGUUUUGUAAGUUGACCUUAUUUUUUCUAGCCAAAUUUCAAUAAUUACAAUAAAUGGUAUUGUAUAAUCUCUCUGAAAGUCAUCCAACAGUAAAUUGGUUUAUAAAUACAGGAAAAACCGCAAUUAAUUUUACUUCUGAACAUUUCUUGAGUCCUGACAGCCUUCCUCGUGUCUGAGCAUUUGUACAUGGCUCCCUGCUACACUGCAGCAGCAACAACAGGCGUCCAUGUAGACCACUAACUGACACAGAACGACCACUAGAUGGAUCCCAACACAAAGGAAAGGUGAGCCCAGAGUUACUGUACUGCUGCCACACCAAGCACCAAACACUCCUGAUACAUGUGAGUGAACACACUGUCUGCCACGUACAGGAUAAACACUCAUGAUGGCCAAGGAUACAACUAACAACCUCGGAUAUGUUUGUUUCAGGAGGAGACACCAUCGCCUCCAUCUUCACCAGUUUCCAAAGAAAAUCCACUUAUUUCAAGCAUUUCCUGGAAGUCUCUAUCUUGAUUCUCGUCUUGUUUUAACACAAAAGCUUAUUUCUUGAAAAUCCUUGAAACAAAGAAAUCUGGUAAACUGGUAGAAGUAGAAUGAACUCACAUUUUGUGGUACAAAUUAUUAGGUACACCUAGCUAAAGCUAAAGCAGGCUAAUACGUCAGUCCUGCAAAGAAGUACAUUUACAUCAGUGACGGUUGGCUAAAUAACAGAAGCACCUGUCAGCAUAACACAAUACAGUUCAACAGCACCACAAACUGCAGCCUGCAAAAUGAUCAACAGUUUCAACAAAAACUGAACACUGAAACCUUCAAGAAGGGAGGAUUUAUUGCAGGGUUGUUUUCAAUAGACGGCAUUAGUUUUAGCUAGGUGUACCUAAUAAACUGGCAGCCUUUAGAGUUAAAAAUGACACCAAAUAACGUUAGGAUGGAUGUUUUAAAGAGUGUCUGUCGCGUCUGGACUUGUUCUUUGACGCAUCACCAAAACAAACUCUAACAUCAGCUGGAUUCAAGUCCAGAAAACAAUUUUCCCAUCGGUCAGAGUGUGAAAUAUCUCCACGGGAGAAGAGUCCCAACUUAACGUGGUGUCAUACAAUAUUUGUACAAUGUCAGAUAUUAUAAAACAAAGAGCAGAAUUCACUCUCUAAUAACGUUAAGUGAUGGAAUUGAGUGGUGAGGUAAAAUUACUGUUUUUCUUAAUGGAGUCUGGUGGGCUGUAGCGGCCAUUUGUUUUGGUCAAGAUGCUGGUGCUGUAGUGCGACGUUUAGUGGCAGUGAAAGUCUCUUACAGCACCUUUAAAGUUCCAACUCAUAAUUAAGGUCAGCAACACCUCUUCACAUACCUUAUUCCUCACACCUGUUAGGUAUAGUACCACCUUUGCUCCAUAUUAAUCAGAGAAAGCCCUGGUGUUUCCCAAUAAUCAUGUAAAUCAGAGGGAGGAAACAAAGCCUGACCAACAGAGCUGCAGGACGAGGCGGAGCAACACUGGAAAGAGGAGAGCUUCAACGUCACACUCCAGAAAUGAAAGUUAAGUUUGUCAGAGUGGCAGCCACGCAGCAGUAGAGACAAAUCUCUGUUUCUCUCUAAAAGAAAAUUCAAACUGAGUUCAUCAGGUCUUUCUCAGCAACACAGCAGAGUCUCUGCCAAACACUGAUAUGGCUGCUGCGAACUAUCUGCGAUCUGAAGAUCAGUUUCUGUGCUCCAUCUGUCUGGAUGUGUUCACUGAUCCUGUCACCACACCAUAUGGACACAACUUCUGCAAAAACUGCAUCAGUAAACACUGGGAUACUAACGUACAGUGGGAUACUAACGACCAGUACCUGUGUCCGAUGUGUAAAAAGGUUUUCUACACCAGACCUGAGCUGCACGUCAACACUUUGUUGUCUGAGAUGGCUGCUCAGUUCAGACAGUCAGCUCAACAGGAAGCCAGCAGCAGCAGCUCAGAGACACAAGUGUCCAAACCAGGAGAAGUUUCCUGUGACGUCUGCACUGGAACCAAACUGAAGGCCCUGAAGUCCUGCCUGGUGUGUCUGGUCUCCUACUGUGAGACUCACCUGCAGUCUCACCUGACAGUGUUGGGCAUGAAAAGACAUCAGCUGAUCAACCCUGUGGAGAACCUGGAAGGCAGGAUGUGUACGAAGCACGAUAAACCUCUGGAGCUGUUCUGUAAGACCGACCAGACAUGUGUCUGCGUGCUCUGCCCUGUUUUAGACCACAAGACACAUGAUGUUGUUCCUCUGAAGGAAGGAUAUGAAGGAAAGAAGGCCGAGCUGGGGAAGACAGAGGCUGAAAUUCAGCAGAUGAUCCAGAAGAGACGACUGAAGAUUCAGGAGACCAAACGCUCGGUUGGCCUCGGUAAGGAAGAUGCAGACAGAGCGAUAGCAGAAGGUGUUCAGGUCUUCACUUCUCUGAAGGAGUCUGUUGAGAGAGGCCAGGCCAAUCUCAUCCACACGAUCAAAGAGAAGCAGAAAACAACAGAGAAACAGGCCAAAGCUUUCAUCAAAGAGCUGGAACAGGAAGUCUCUGAGCUGAAGAAGAGAAGGACUGAGGUGGAGCAGCUCUCACGCUCUGAAGACCAACUCCACCUCCUCCAGAGUGUCCAGUCCCUAAACACCCACCACCCACCAUCCACCAAGGACUGGACAGAGGUCAGCGUCCCUCCACCAUCAUAUGAGGGGACUGUGGUGAGAGCUGUGGCUCAGCUGGAGGAGACACUCAGUAAACAGAUGAAGAAGCUGUUUGAAGCAGAGCUGAAGAGGGUCCAGCAGUAUGCAGUGGAUGUGACUCUUGAUCCUGAUACAGCACAUCCCAAUCUCACCCUGUCUGAUGAUGGGAAAGAAGUGAAUCAUGGUGAUGUGAAGAAGAAUCUUCCAGACAACCCAAAGAGAUUUUCUACCAGUCGCUGUGUUUUAGGAAAGCAGAGUUUCUCUUCAGGCAGAUUUUACUUUGAGGUUCAGGUUAAAGUUAAGACUAAAUGGACUUUAGGAGUGUGCAGAGAGUCGAUCAACAGGAAGGGAAAAAUCACACUAAGACCACAGAAUGGUUACUGGGCGAUAUGGUUGAGAAAUGGAAAUGAGUACAAAGCUCUUGCUGGCCCUUCAGUCGGUCUCUCUCUGAAGUCUCAGCCUCAGAAGGUGGGGGUGUUUGUGGAUUAUGAGGAGGGUCUGGUCUCCUUCUAUGACGUAGACGCUGCAGCUCUUAUCUACUGCUUUACUGGCUGCUCCUUCACUGAGAAACUCUUCACAUACAUCAAUCCCUGUCUUAAUGAUGGUGGUAAAAACUCUGCACCUCUGAUCAUCUGUCCUGGAGUAAACUAAUCACUUAUCUUACUCAGAGGCAACACCGUAUAGUUUACAUCUUAUUUUUUACAGAAUCUGUUUACCGUGGUGACUGAUUUCCACUUCAUUGUUGAGAUUUUUUAUUAUAUGUAUCCCAUUACAUAGGCAACCCUGCAUCAUGACAUGUUAUGUGGAGAAUAUCUAUUUAAACCCACAGACAUUUAUUUUCAAUUCCAAAAGAAAAUGCUGUUUCUAAAAACACAAAAUAUGUCAAGCUGAAUUUUGAGUAAAUUAGUAAAGAAUGCUACAAAAUGUCUGGAUUGUUUUUCAUUUUUCUAUUUGAUGUGCUGCAAAUAUACUGUAUAAAAUAUGGACGUAUUCUCCGUGACGUCACCCAUAGGUUUCUCAAGAGCCAGUGUGAAGCUCAGUGGCUCCGGCAGACGCCAUCUUGGCAGUGCCAGACUCCACCACCUCCCGGCUAAUCCAAAAAUGGGCAAAGACGUGGAGCGUGGGUGGAGCCGAGGCGGGACGAAUGAAGCCUGUUUGCUGAAACCAGCCACCUGUGACGGAACCCACCUGUCACUCAAGUGGCCACAUCCUUAAUUAUGCACAACUUUAAGCCUUAAUAUAAUUCAAACAGGUGAGUUAUUUAAGCAAAGCUCACCCUCAAGUGUAAUAUUGUGAUAAUACAACGGUUACCAACAAAAUAAAAGAUAUAAUCAAAAUGUA
Messenger RNA from Siniperca chuatsi (mandarin fish), 4766 nucleotides. Its product is annotated as E3 ubiquitin-protein ligase TRIM39-like. The record is from RefSeq and is a predicted model, not a curated record. NCBI's taxonomy places the organism in Eukaryota, Metazoa, Chordata, Actinopteri, Centrarchiformes, Sinipercidae. Gene Ontology annotation, molecular function: zinc ion binding; protein binding. The transcript has 2 exons. The coding region runs from base 2415 to 4076 and encodes 553 amino acids.